Molecule: messenger RNA, 888 nt
Organism: Closterium sp. NIES-67
Lineage: Eukaryota; Viridiplantae; Streptophyta; Zygnematophyceae; Desmidiales; Closteriaceae
Source: the annotation of a GenBank genome assembly
AUGGGAUGAGCGACGUUCAGCCUACAAGCAGCUUCAGUAUUGGCAACGCUGUCCAAACUACAUCGGCUUCCGGCUCCACUAUUAUUGAGUUCUCCCGCGUUUCCAGCGAUGGUUCCAUCCCAGUGAACGUUGGCGGCAGCAACACUCUCAUCUGGGCCUACUCUGAAAGCGGCUCCAAGUCACUUGACUUCCACGGCGAGAAUGACUACACCUACUCUGCCCCCCUUGACUCCUCUCUCACGCUACACUGGAAGACCGUUAGUGCUACUCAGGUCAACCUCGCCCUGGAGGCAGCAGCGGGCAGCACGGCAGCAGCGGGGUGGUUCUCCCUGGCGUGGACUGCGGACGGCCGCAUGGCCCCGGCUGACACUAUCAUUGGCAACCUGCCGGGCGGGGCUGUGGCGGCUUACUACAUGAGCGGCUAUGGGAUGAGCGACGUUCAGCCUACAAGCAGCUUCAGUAUUGGGAGUGGUGCGGCGCUGACUACCACUUCCAGUGGCUCCAAGGUUAUGAAGUUCUCUCGGGCCCAGGGCGAUGGCUCCAUCCCAGUGAGUGUGAACGGGUCCAACACCCUCAUCUGGGGAUACUCCCAAGGCGGCUCUCAGACCCUUGGUUUCCACGGAGAGAAUGAUGGUGCGCUCACCCUCGACUUCUCAUGCGCCACUUCAUCCACCGGAGGUGGCAUCGGCGGUGGCGUUGGUGGCGGCAUUGGCGGCGGUGACAACAACGGAGGUGGCUUUGGAGAUGGAGGCCAUGGGCAUGGGCAAGGCGGAGCGGAUGGUCAUGGAGGUGAUAUGGGUAAAACCCAAAAUCACCAUGAUUGUGGGUGUGGAGGAGCCGGCAUAUGGGAUGAAGGAGGGAUGGGUGACUUGGGGGGUCGCAGCUGGA